This is a messenger RNA of Phodopus roborovskii (desert hamster), 2158 nucleotides long. Its product is annotated as TRIO and F-actin-binding protein. The record is from RefSeq and is a predicted model, not a curated record. Gene Ontology annotation, cellular component: actin cytoskeleton. Gene Ontology annotation, molecular function: actin filament binding. The transcript is spliced from 14 exons. NCBI's taxonomy places the organism in Eukaryota, Metazoa, Chordata, Mammalia, Rodentia, Cricetidae. The coding region runs from base 16 to 1899 and encodes 627 amino acids. Gene Ontology annotation, biological process: positive regulation of substrate adhesion-dependent cell spreading; actin filament organization.
AAAAAAAAAAGUUUUAUGGGCGGAUGGAAGGGGCCGGGGCAGCUCCGGGGAAGGGAAGGGCUGGAGCUGAGGCGGCCGGCGGCCGAGAGGGGCGGCGGGCUGGGUGCGCUGCGGAGCCCGGCCCGAGAGUGCCCAGCAACGUCCCGGGGCGCCGCCAUGACGCCCGAUCUUCUCAACUUCAAGAAGGGAUGGAUGUCAAUCUUGGAUGAGCUUGGAGAGUGGAAAAAGCAUUGGUUUGUGCUGACGGAUUCAAGCCUCAAAUAUUACAGGGAUUCCACUGCCGAGGAGGCAGAUGAACUGGAUGGGGAGAUCGACCUGCACUCCUGCACAGACGUCACUGAGUAUGCAGUACAGCGCAACUAUGGCUUCCAGAUCCAUACCAAAGAUGCCAUUUAUACCUUGUCGGCUAUGACCUCGGGCAUCCGGAGGAACUGGAUUGAGGCUCUCAGGAAGACUGUGCGUCCAGCUUCAGCCCCCGAUGUCACCAAGCUCUCAGACUGCAAUAAGGAAAAUACGCUGCAUGGCUAUGGUACCCAGAAGGGCUCCCAGAAGAUAGGGGAGCAGCGGACAGGCUCUGAGGUUAUUGGCCGGGGUGGCCCUCGCAGAGUGGAUGGAUCACGGCAGUCACUGGAUUAUGUGGAGCUCUCUCCAUUAACCCCAAGUUCCCCACAGCGUGUGCGCACUCUGACCCGCUCCACUCCUGAGCGCCCAACCAAGCAGGAGGAUCUGGAGCGGGACCUGGCACACCGCUCUGAGGAAAGACGCAAGUGGUUUGAGUCCACGGACAGCAGGACCCCAGAGACUCCCAGUGGUGAUGGGCCUCGAAGGGGCCUUGGUGCCCCCCUGACUGAUGACCAGCAGAGCCGGCUCAGUGAGGAGAUUGAAAAGAAGUGGCAGGAAUUGGAAAAGCUGCCCCUGCGGGAGAAUAAGCGAGUGCCACUCACUGCCCUGCUCAACCAAGGCCAUAGUGAGCGUCGGGGGACCCCCAGUGACAGCCAUGAGGCUCUGGAGAAGGAGGUCCAGUCCCUUCGUGCCCAGCUAGAAGCAUGGCGGCUCCGAGGAGAAGCUCCUCAGAAUUUCCCCAGGUCCCAGGAGAACAGCCAUGUUCCUCCAGGCUAUAUCUCACAGGAAGCCUGUGAGCGCAGCCUGGCAGAGAUGGAGUCCUCACACCGCCAGGUGAUGGAGCAGCUGCAGCGGCACCAUGAGCGAGAGCUGCAGCGGCUGCAGCAAGAGAAGGAGUGGCUCCUGGCGGAGGAGACGGCUGCUACAGCCUCAGCCAUUGAAGCCAUGAAGAAGGCAUAUCAAGAAGAGCUGAGCCGGGAGCUGAGCAAAACACAGAGUCUCCAACAGGGUCCAGAUGGCCUUAGGAAGCAACACCAGUUGGACAUAGAGGCAUUGAAACGGGAGCUUCAGGUGCUGUCUGAGAGGUACUCCCAGAAGUGCCUGGAGAUCGGCGCCCUGACACAGCAGGCAGAGGAGCGUGAGCACACCCUGCUCCGCUGCCAGCAGGAGGGCCAGGAGUUGCUGCGCCACAAUCAGGAGCUGCACUCCCACCUGUCGGAGGAGAUCGACCGUCUGCGCAGCUUCAUCGCCUCGAAGGGCACAGGCAACAGCUGUGGGCGCAGCAAUGAGAGGAGCUCUUGCGAGCUGGAGGUGCUUCUGAGAGUAAAAGAGAACGAACUCCAGUACCUGAAAAAGGAGGUGCAGUGCCUCCGGGAUGAGCUCCAGGUGAUGCACAAGGACAAGCGCUUUACGGGGAAGUACCAGGAUGUCUAUGUGGAGCUGAACCACAUCAAGACACAGUCAGAGCGCGAGAUCGAGCAGCUAAAGGAGCACCUGCGCCUGGCCAUGGCUGCCCUGCAGGAGAAGGAGGCUGUGAGAAACAGCUCGGCUGAGUAGAGGUCCCUGUGGUUCAGCUCAGUGAGGAUCCUCCAGCCCCGGAGGACCAGCCACCCUCCUUCUCUUACAGAAGUCAGAAGCCAAGCUUCCCCCCCCCCACAUGUGCACUCAUACUUGCUAACACAUGCAUGAGCACACACCACACACACACACACACACACACACACACACACUGCGGAUCUGAGCUCGUCCCUCGCACUGGGUCUUACCUUGCACCUUCUUCAGGAUUUUAUAUAUGAAGAGAUUUUUUUAUAUAGAA